CUCUCUCUAUCUGUUUCUCUGCCCUUUCCCUCCUUCCUUCCUUCCUUCUGUCGCCAUUGUUGACCAUUUGACCUCUCCUCCCAGUUUUCGCUGGCUUAACAACUUCUUCUUCUUCUUCUUCUUCUUCUUCGAACCAAAGGCUGCUUCCUCCAGGACUGAGAGCGUGAUCCGCUUCGUGCUUCGCGCAUUCCGCUCCGACCGCCGCAAGCAAUCUGUGUUCUGCUCGCUUUCUUCAUUUCGAGUGCCGCGCCGUUCCUCUCAAUUCGCGACCGGACAGUUCUUUCUGCUCAACCUCGAGCUCUAAGGACCGAAUCGCUGUUACUGUCAAACUGGAGACUCAUUCAAACCGGAAGAGGAAUUGGACAUAGAUAUCUCUUUGACAUUUCUUCCGCCAAAUAUAUCUUGUUGGUUUAUCUUGUGAGAUCACAAGUGGGAAUGAAAGGGAAGUGCGACGGUGCCGGCUUGUAUUUCGUGCUGAACACGGGGGCCAAAAUCCCGGCUAUUGGGCUCGGGACAUGGCAGAGCGGUGGCGACCUCUGUGUCCAGGCUGUUAAGGUGGCCCUCUCUGUUGGGUAUCGCCACAUUGACUGUGCCCAUCUCUACGGGAACGAGAUUGAGGUUGGGGAAGCCCUAGCUGAGGCAUUUAAGCUAGGCUCACUUAAAAGGGAAGGCCUGUUCCUCACCUCUAAGCUCUAUUGUAACAUGAACUCUACCAAUAAGAUCGAUAAUUCUGUCAGAGUGUCGCUCAAGAAUCUAGGGGUUCAGUACUUGGAUCUGUAUCUCAUGCAUUGGCCUGAGAGCACUGGGUUUGGUGAUGCAAGUGACCCACCUUUGAAAUUGGGAAGCGAGUAUAAGCAGUUCCUGAGUAAAUUGAAGAAGGCAUGGAAAGCCAUGGAGGGGUUGGUCGAGUCGGGUCUGGUUCGAUCCAUUGGAGUCAGCAAUUUCAGCAUUCAACAGAUUAAGGAGCUCCUAAAGUUCGCAAAGAUUGUUCCUGCUGUUAAUCAGGUGGAAUUGCACCCUUUCUGGCGGCAAGAUGAACUUGUAAAGUUCUGUCAGACAAAAGGUAUCCAUGUGUCUGCUCACACACCUCUAGGUGUACCUAGUUCAAGUCCGGUACAAUCAGAUAGUGGAUCAGGUGGGGAAGAUGAACCUGGAACUCCACGUAUAUCAUUUCGAAGGUCUCGAUCAGUUCAUGGGCCAAUGCUGAAGCUGUCAGUUGUUUCAGAGAUUGCGAACAGACACAGAAAGACUCCAGAACAGGUUAUCUUGCGUUGGGGACUGCAAAGGGGGACAAGUGUCCUACCCUGUAGCCUGAACCCGGAUCGUAUAAGGAAAAACAUUGACAUCUUCAGCUGGUCGCUGUCCGAGGAAGAGCUGAACCGCUUGAAUCAGAUAGAGCCUCAGGUGUGUUUGUUCGGAAACGGCCCAAUAAGCAACCAACUAGACAGCAAUUUCAUGCUCGGAGGAGGGCCUCUCCAAGCUGUGCACGAGAUGGAGGAUGAUGUAGAGUCGAAUAUCUAAACACUGGUGGCGCUUCUCCAUACAUAAGAUGGUGACGUUCAGCUAUUAGUCGUUUUCUGAUCAAUCAACAAUGUUGAUAUCUGUGGAUGGUGCUGAAAUACAUGUCAAUAGGGUGGUGUUGAAAUUUUGUAUCUGUUGGGGGUUACGCUCUCUCAAUGUAUCCAGUUCAGCUAUGGUGAAUAGUUUCAUUUUCCGGGUUCGUUCUUAUGACGAUUUUUAACUUCUCUCCUACAUAAGUUUCCGGUCGGACCACAUAUUUAUGAAGUGAAACAUAGUCGACUUUGUUGUUGGCGUAGAAGUAGGUUUGCAGCAACAAAGGAAUAAGAUUGAAGGAGAAAACAGGUGUUGGAGAUU
Punica granatum (pomegranate) is the source of this 1875-nucleotide messenger RNA. NCBI's taxonomy places the organism in Eukaryota, Viridiplantae, Streptophyta, Magnoliopsida, Myrtales, Lythraceae. The record is from RefSeq and is a predicted model, not a curated record.